GCGCAAAAUAAAGAAGAAAUUUUGUGAAGAAAUAUCAGAACGCGGCGGAUGCGCAAGCGUAUAAGACGAAAGUGCGCAAGUAACGAAACGGUUAUAAAAACCCUUUGUUCUUUAAAUAAAAUUUUAUUAAGAUAUUUUAAAGAAAGUGUUGUGUAUAUAAAAUAUAUAUAAAAGUAUAAUAACCUUAAGCUGCAGUUCAUUCAAAACGUACGUCAGCUAAAAAUAUUAAAUAUACUUUUUAAGUUCAUCGAUUGGAGUUUCCUGAGCACCAAGCAUGCUAACUUCACUAGUCCUUCUGGCUGUUAUCAGCUGUUUACAAUAUCCUACCAUUGUAUUAGGUCAUGGACGUUUGAUGGAUCCACCUGCACGUAAUGCUAUGUGGCGUUUUGGGUAUCCAAAUCCAGUGAAUUACAAUGACAAUGAACUAUUUUGUGGAGGCUAUGCCGUGCAAUGGGAGCAGAAUAAGGGCAGAUGUGGCAUAUGUGGAGAUGCAUUCCAUGUCAAAACACCGAGACCACAUGAAGCAGGUGGAGAAUAUGCGCAGGGAAUAAUUUCAAGAUAUUAUACAGCUGGUCAAGAAAUCGAUGUGGAAGUGGAACUUACCGCAAAUCAUUAUGGCCGGUUCGAAAUGUUCUUAUGUCCGAAUAAUAAUCCUCGUCAAGAAGCCACACAAGAAUGUUUUGAUCGCUAUCCGCUUUACAUAUCUGGCAGUAGUCGAGAACAUCGAUUCCUUAUACCACGAGAUGCUAAAAAGAAAGACAUUUUCCGUUACCAAGUACGUCUACCGGCUUACGUCACAUGUACACAGUGUGUGCUUCAAUGGACCUACUAUACGGCUAAUAUGUGGGGUACUUGUGAGAACGGCACUGAAGCCGUAGGAUGCGGCAAAGCAGAAACCUUCCGCAAUUGUGCUGAUAUAGCAAUUAUUUCCAAUACAGGCGGUGGUGUACCGCCAAUAUUUGUUAACAAUAAAUCUCCAUACCUACUGUAUUACAGGGAUUAUCGCGCACCUGAGGAGAACAAUAUAUUCCCCUUGAUUGUACGUGACCAGAAAUGUAUUGCCGCACCAGCGUUUCGUUCCCUACCCGGCAUGGAUAACUGGUGUGAAACAAAUUGUCUACGCUAUCCACCCAAUUGUCCAGAAUCCGCCUGUUAUUGCCCACAAGAAUGUGUGGCUAUUGGAGAGAUUGAAGGGCGUGAAGGUGCGGAUACUUACUGCAUGGAUGAAUGUCUUAACUACGGAUCUGAAUGUCCUGUGGAUAGAUGUCGCUGUUUCUAGGACUAUGAAAUCACUGUGAUAUUCUGUAACUCAGGCAUGUAAAAUUUCUAAGAGUAAUUAAAAGCUGUGCUACGAACUCUGUGCCGUUUAAAUAUAUAUUGUAUAUGAAUUUAAUGUAAAUAAAAUACUGUGAAGUUUAAAAUGA
Messenger RNA from Teleopsis dalmanni, 1424 nucleotides. RefSeq lists its product as uncharacterized. The record is from RefSeq and is a predicted model, not a curated record. NCBI's taxonomy places the organism in Eukaryota, Metazoa, Arthropoda, Insecta, Diptera, Diopsidae. The transcript has 9 exons. Bases 275 to 1279 code for a protein of 334 amino acids.